Molecule: messenger RNA, 1530 nt
Organism: Bufo bufo (common toad)
Lineage: Eukaryota; Metazoa; Chordata; Amphibia; Anura; Bufonidae
Product: steroid 21-hydroxylase
Exons: 10
Coding region: 1-1530 (509 amino acids)
Biological process (GO): hormone biosynthetic process; progesterone metabolic process
Molecular function (GO): iron ion binding; heme binding; steroid 17-alpha-monooxygenase activity
Source: RefSeq, a predicted model, not a curated record
AUGGUCCCUCUGCUGCUGCUGUCCAUCCUCCUCCUCCUCCUCUUUCUAUAUGUAGGACGUUCACACACCAAAUGUCGCCUCUCCGGACUUGGCCAGAACCAGCACCUUCCGCGCCCCACACCUCUGCCCUUUUUGGGCAACCUGCUGGAUUUGGGGCACAGUGAUCUACCUCGCCACUUCAUGCGCCUGGCCCAGAAAUACGGCCCCGUCUAUCGGCUCAGCCUCUGGGGGCAAGACAUCGUCGUACUGAACAAUGCAGCUUUGAUCCGGGAAGCUCUGAUUAAGAAGUGGGCCGACUUUGCCGGAAGACCCCGGAGUUAUGUAGGUGACCUGAUCUCACUGGGGGGCAAGGACCUGUCCCUUGGAGACUACACGCCGGUCUGGAAGGUGCAGAGACGCCUCACGCACUCGUCCCUGCAGAAACGGGUGAGAAGAGGCCUGGAGACGAUGCUAGCGGCAGAGGCCAGGGAACUGUGUCAGGAUUUCAUGAACAGAAAUGGGGAUCCAAUCGACGUGGCUGAAGAGUUCUCCCGGCGCACGUGUAAAGUGAUCGCAGAGCUGACAUUUGGCACAUCAUACGAGUUGUCGGACCCCACGUUCCAGGACAUCCACAGGUGCAUUGUUAAUAUAGUGAAGCUGUUCGAGGCGCCGGCCGUCAACAUCUUGGAUUUCAUCCCAUUCCUGAGGAAGUUCCCAAACAAAUCCCUAACACGUCUCCUUAAGGCCGCGGACAGAAGAGACAACUUUGUGAGGAAGCAAUUGGAGAGACAUAAGGUUCAUCUCCCGGAAGAUGAGUCGCAGGAAGACAUUCUGCACGAAAUGAUCCGUUUUCUUAAAGAAAAUACAAAGGUUGAAGGUGGAGACGCGGCAGAUCUCACAGAGGAGCAUCUUCACAUGGCCGUGGUCGACCUGUUCAUUGGAGGCACUGAGACCACAGCAUCUGUAUUAACCUGGACUGUGGCCUUCCUCAUCCACCACCCCGAGGCUCAGGAGAAAAUUCACAAGGAGAUCAUAAGCGUGGUGGGCGAUGAUCGCUACCCUACAUACUCAGACCGGACCAGGAUGCCCUAUCUCAACGCCACCAUCACAGAGAUGCUGAGACUGCGCCCUGUGGUGCCCAUUGCAGUGCCACAUUCUGCCACUAGGGACACCAGCAUUGCAGGUUUCGUCAUUCCUAAAGGGGCCACCGUAAUUCCAAAUAUCUAUGCUGCUCAUCAUGAUGAAACAGUCUGGGAAAAUCCUGAACAGUUCUGUCCUGAACGAUUCCUGACCAGUCCUGAAGGUAACGUUUCCUCCAGGUCUCUCCUCACUUUCAGUAUGGGGGCAAGACUCUGCAUUGGAGAGGCCAUGGCCCGCAUGGAAAUAUUUUUCUUCCUCUCUCAUCUCCUGAGGGAUUUUGUCUUCUCUCCGCUCUCACCCACUCUUCUUCCUGACCUUCAAGGCAUCUUUGGGAUUAAUCUGAAAUGUCAUCCUUUUUUGAUUCACUCCCUUCCUCGAGAAGUCCCUGCAAUAUCGUCAGAGACCUCGUGA